This is a messenger RNA of Pangasianodon hypophthalmus (striped catfish), 3111 nucleotides long. It is a transcript of the gene fam76b, whose product is annotated as family with sequence similarity 76 member B. NCBI's taxonomy places the organism in Eukaryota, Metazoa, Chordata, Actinopteri, Siluriformes, Pangasiidae. The record is from RefSeq and is a predicted model, not a curated record. The coding region runs from base 632 to 1615 and encodes 327 amino acids. The transcript has 10 exons.
CGGCUGUGAUUGGCUGAUCACGCCCCCUGGGGGCGCUGCUCAUUGGCUGCUCUGCCUUUCCUUUGUGGUGGCAGUUCGCAUCCGGUUCGUGAGGAGACUCAGAUACACAAAAAGCGGAGAAAGGAAUUUAAAGCUCGGAGACAGAACCGGAAAUCCGCGUGUUUAUAUUUUAUACAUGAGUUUAAGAGUGAGAGUGGAGCUGAGAGAGUUUAUUCCCAACUGCGAGUGAGGAUUUAGUGCGAGGACUGAGAGCGGAACCUGAGUGCAACCAUUUUACUGGGAACUGAGCUAACAGGCUAAUGCUAGCCUAGUGUGUGUGUGUGUGUGUGUGUGUGUGUGUGUGUGUGUGUGAGUGAGGACUGUGCCGGGUCAGUUUAUAUCGGGUUAUUACCGGGUGAUUGUGUGUGUGUGCGCGCGUGUGUUUUUUUUUUUUAGAGCAGUAGCUUCUGUGUGUGUGUGUGUGUGUGUGUGUGUGUGUGUGUGUGUGUGUGUGUGUGUGAGAGAGAGAGAGAGAGAGAGAGAGAGUGUGUGAGAGUGAGAGAGAGAGAGAGAGAGAGUGUGUGUGAGUGAGAGAGAGAGAGAGAGAGAGAGUGUGAGUGAGAGUGUGUGUGUGUGUGUGUGUGUGGCGGUGAUGGCGAGCUCGGCCCUGUACGCCUGCACCAAGUGUAACCAGCGCUACCCGUUCGAGGAGCUCUCUCAGGGACAGCAGCUCUGCAAGGAGUGUCGGAUCGCCCACCCCAUAGUGAAGUGCACCUACUGUAGAACCGAAUUCCAACAGGAGAGCAAAACCAACACCAUUUGCAAGAAAUGUGCACAGAAUGUCAAACAGUUUGGAACACCGAAGCCGUGUCAGUACUGUAACAUCAUCGCAGCGUUCAUCGGGACGAAGUGCCAGCGCUGCACUAACUCGGAGAAGAAGUACGGCCCGCCGCAGACCUGUGAGCAGUGUAAACAGCAGUGUGCCUUCGACAGGAAGGAGGAGGGCCGGAGAAAGGUGGACGGGAAGCUGCUGUGUUGGCUCUGCACGCUCUCCUAUCGUCGUGUUCUACAGAAAACUAAAGAACAGCGCAAAGGCCUCGGCUCGUCUCACUCCAACUCCUCAUCACUCAGCGACAAGGAACAUCGCCACCAUCACCGCCACAGCGCCUCACACAAGCUGAGUAGCAGUUUGAGUCCAGAGCAGGAGCAGCGACUGUGGGAACAGAGCCAUAAAUCAUCAUCCUCCAUUCAGAAAGAAACGCCAAAGAAGAAACCCAAACUGGAGCUGAAACCGUCCAACGGAGACAGUAGCUCUAUAGCUCAGUCGAUGGACUCAGGUGGAACAGAUAACUUCAUCCUGAUCAGUCAGCUGAAAGAGGAAGUGAUGUCACUGAAGAGGCUGCUGCAGCAGAGAGACCAGACCAUCCUGGAGAAGGACAGGAAGCUGACAGAGCUGAAGGCUGAUUUUCAGUAUCAGGAGUCGAACAUGCGGCUGAAGAUGAACAACAUGGAGAAAGCUCACAAAGAGGCCAUGGAGCAACAGCAGGCGAAGAACAGGGAGUUGAUGAAACAGGUUGCUGCUCUCUCUAAAGGAAAGAAGCUUGACCGCACCAGCAGCUCCCUUUUGUUACCAUGACGACGACCUCUCACCCACACAUGCCCAUGCGUCAUCACUGUGAGGAAGCUGAGGCUGUAUGACUCACAAAAAAAAAACAAAAAAAAAAAACGCUGCCUGUCUGUCUCUACAUCGGUAUUCACCCGUUUGUCUGUCUCUCUCCCCCCUUUUACCCAUCUCCUGUCUCUCUCUCUCUCUCUCCCUCCUUUUACCCAUCUCCUGUCUCUCUCUCUCUCUCCCCCCUUUACCCAUCUCCUGUCUCUCUCUCUCUCUCUCCCCCCUUUUACCCAUCUCCUGUCUCUCUCUCUCUCUCUCUCUCUCUCCCCCCUUUUACCCAUCUCCUGUCUCUCUCUCUCUCUCUCCCCCCUUUUACCCAUCUCCUGUCUCUCUCUCUCUCUCUCCCCCCUUUUACCCAUCUCCUGUCUCUCUCUCUCUCUCUCUCUCUCUCCCCCCUUUUACCCAUCUCCUGUCUCUCUCUCUCUCUCUCUCUCCCUCCUUUUACCCAUCUCCUGUCUCUCUCUCUCUCUCUCUCUCCCUCCUUUUACCCAUCUCCUGUCUCUCUCUCUCUCUCUCUCCCCCCUUUUACCCAUCUCCUGUCUCUCUCUCUCUCUCCCUCCUUUUACCCAUCUCCUGUCUCUCUCUCUCUCUCUCUCUCUCCCUCCUUUUACCCAUCUCCUGUCUCUCUCUCUCUCUCUCCCUCCCUCCUUUUACCCAUCUCCUGUCUCUCUCUCUCUCUCCCCCCUUUACCCAUCUCCUGUCUCUCUCUCUCUCUCUCUCUCUCUGUCUCUCCCCCCCCCUUUUACCCAUCUCCUGUCUCUCUCUCUCUCUCUAAAGCCAUCUCCUGUCUGUCUGCUGUUUUCCUAGCUGUCUGUCUCUCCCCCCAACUUCUGUUCUGACCCUAUUUGCUCUUAGUCUCUCUCUUUCUCUUUCUGUCCAUCUCUGGUUCUUCUGUCCCUCUCCUGAUGAUGUCACUGAUGAUGUCACACACGCAGCCCCGCCCAAAUCAUGUGACUCUGAGCUGAGGGGCUGUGCUAUGGACAAACAUGGCGGCCGGACACACCGGCCUGCAGGAUGCACACACACACGUUACGUCUGUCUGCAGAGAGUGACUGCACAGCCGUCUGUCUCUCUGCCUGUCUGCCUGCGCGGCGGAUUUUUAAUCACAACAACGAUGAGGAUUUUAUUAUUCUGUGUGAAAGAAUUGUUAUUCAUAUUAUAGGAAUCUCUCUCUCUCUCUAUCUUUCUGUCUCUCUCUCUCUCUCUCUCUUUCUGUCUUUCUGUCUCUCUCUCUCUCUCUCUCUUUCUGUCUUUCUGUCUCUCUCUCUCUCCCUCUCUCUCUCUCUCUCUGUCUCUCUGUCUCUCUCUCUCUCUCUCUCUUUCUGUCUUUCUGUCUCUCUCUCUCUCUCUCUCUCUGUGUCUCUCUCUAUUAUAAGUCUUUGUACUGUGACACUUUUGUAUUUUUUAUUUUGUCCCCCCAGAGUGUGGACAUUUCAGGAACAAUAAAUCUUCUAAAACUC